UGCGUCUUCCCAUUAAACCCUAGAUUCCUUGUCUCUCGAGACGCUCUCUGCGAAAAGCAUUCUCGAUCGUAAUCCGAAGGUUCUGUAAUGAAGAAAUCUCGAGAAAGUGGUUUCUUGUUCUGUGGUUUGUGUGGGACGAUGCUGAUCUUGAAAACAACCAAGUGUGCAGAAUGUCCACUUUGCAAAACAACGAGAAAUGCCAAAGAUAUCAUUGACAAGAACAUAGCUUACACAGUUUCUGCUGAGGAUAUCAGAAGAGAAUUAGGAAUAUCUCUUUUUGGUGAAAAGGCGCAGGAAGACGCAGAGCUGCCAAAGAUCAAAAAGGCGUGCGAGAAAUGCCAGCACCCAGAGCUUGUAUACACAACCAGACAGACGAGAUCAGCGGAUGAAGGACAGACAACAUACUACACUUGCCCCAAUUGUAGUCAUAGAUUCACAGAAGGUUGAGGUUAUAAUCAUCUCUCCAACAUCGCGAUUCAGAUUCACAGAGCAUGCCGAUUUUGUUUCUUACAUCAAUAUUAUCAACUUUCAUAUCCAGUGUGAUCCUUCGUAGAACCUUAUAUAUAGUUUCUUGCAUUUUUGUCACGAACUCAAACAUUCAAUGUCAUCAUCAUCAGUAGCUGUUAAAAUCAUCUAGUAAAGUCUACGUGGAUAUGGUUGUUUAGGCAGUUUCAAGUGUCGUAGUAUAGCCCUUUUUACAUAAAGUAAAACAUGUCUCGGAUCCAAUUUCCUAUUUCCUGAAGCAUGUUCUACCUUCGGCACUGAGAGCUGUACUACCGCACUUGAAACUGUUUGAACAAACGUAUCUACGUGGGCUUUACUAGACUUUACUAGCUACAAUAUUUCCCUCA
Messenger RNA from Camelina sativa (false flax), 851 nucleotides. RefSeq lists its product as uncharacterized. Lineage: Eukaryota; Viridiplantae; Streptophyta; Magnoliopsida; Brassicales; Brassicaceae. Gene Ontology annotation, biological process: DNA-templated transcription; termination of RNA polymerase I transcription. Gene Ontology annotation, molecular function: nucleic acid binding; zinc ion binding. The record is from RefSeq and is a predicted model, not a curated record. Gene Ontology annotation, cellular component: RNA polymerase I complex.